Messenger RNA from Plectropomus leopardus (leopard coralgrouper), 2195 nucleotides. It is a transcript of the gene prodh2, whose product is annotated as proline dehydrogenase 2. Gene Ontology annotation, cellular component: mitochondrion. Gene Ontology annotation, molecular function: FAD binding; proline dehydrogenase activity. NCBI's taxonomy places the organism in Eukaryota, Metazoa, Chordata, Actinopteri, Perciformes, Serranidae. The record is from RefSeq and is a predicted model, not a curated record.
CCUCAAAUCACCCCUGCUUAGCUUUCUAUCGUUUAGGUCAUUUCCGAGAGACACUUUUGGGAAGGAGUGUGAGGUUCUGAUACGGCAGGAUCAUCUCUUCCUCCUUAGCUGACCACCCAGCCUCUGAUCAUGCCUCUCUGACUCUCUGGAUUAUUGCAUUCCUAUUUAAUGCACAGCCUCCUUAGUGUACACACGCUAACAUUUCAACAAAGGAGGAUUCCCUCUGGCACUUAUAAUCAUUGAGACGCCACCUUCAAGCUGAGAGGAUACUUCAUAAACAUAGACAUACACACUUUUCCAGGGAGGAUGAUCUGCUCUCGUUUGCGUCCCUCGGUCCCUCACCUCUUGUCAUGGAGGCUGCUGGGUACCGCGGCCUCUAGGACGGUUGCAGUCAAGCAGCCCGACCUUCUCUCAGCGACUCUGGCCUUUGAGGAUCCCAGCGCCUUCAGGGUGAAGAGUUGGGGAGAGCUUCUGCGUGCGCUGGGCGUCUUCCGCCUCUGCUCCUUCCCUGUGCUCGUCAACAACUGUGGAAAGCUGAUGUCGAUCGCGCGCACUCUCCUGGGGCGGAGGGGGUUUUCCAUGCUGCUGCGGCCCACCGUGUACGCCCAGUUUGUGGCCGGAGAGAAUGAGAGCGAGAUCGCUCAGUCCAUGGAGAAGAUGAGCUUGCUGGGACUGAGGCCCAUGCUGGCGGUGCCAAUUGAGGAGGAUCUGGGAGAGAGCACAGGAGAGAAAAGAUAUGAGGACAACAUGGAGGCAAUGUUGGAAUGCGUGCGGAUUUCCCACAACAACACCUGGAGCAAAGACCCAAUGAUGCAGCUGAAGAUCACGGCCCUGAUCAGCCCCGAGCUGUGUGUGAAACUCACAACCCUCAUCGCAAAACAACCGUAUGACCUGAAUCUGCUCCUCAGAGCUAUGGAUGGAGAGACAGUCAACUUCCCUGGUUUAGAUAAAAGUGAAGUUGUCCAUUUCCACUGUGGCCUGCAGAGACUCAACAAAAUAGCAGAGGCAAGUGUAAACAAAGUCAGAGUCCUGGUUGAUGCUGAGUACACCUACAUGAACCCCGCCCUCUCUCUUGUCACCAUGGCGAUGAUGAAGAAGUUUAACAAAGAUGGCGUCUGGAUUUGGAACACUUAUCAGUGUUAUCUGAAGGAGUCCAGGUCUCUCCUGUUGGAAGCGCUGUCUCUGUCCAAGAACGAAGGUUUCUGUCUGGGGGUCAAGUUGGUACGAGGAGCCUACAUGGACAAAGAGAGAAAGCUGGCAGAGAAGGAGGGUCGUGUUGACCCCGUCCACCAGUGCUGGGAGGACACUAAUGACAGUUACAACGGCUCGUUGGAUGUGAUGCUGGAAGAAAUAUCCCAGAAACCCGAUCACUUCAGGAUCAUAGUCGCCACUCACAAUGAGGAGUCAGUGAGACGAGCUGCCAAACGGAUGGAGGAGUUGGGGAUUGACUCUGAUGGAGGCUCGGUGUGUUUCGGCCAGCUGCUGGGCAUGUGUGAUCAUGUCUCUCUAACACUGGCUAAGGAGGGUUAUACCGUCUACAAGUCAGUGCCAUAUGGCUCAGUGGACGACACGCUCCCGUAUCUGGUGCGUCGGGCUCAAGAGAACCGCACGGUGCUGCAGGGAAUCCGCAAAGAGAGGGACCUACUGAGGAAAGAGCUCUACAGGAGACUGAGUCUGAGGAGACGCAGCUGAUUAGCCACUAAAAGGGAAAAGAGAGAAGAGGCACUGGUGCUGAACAAAUGAACACACACAUUAAGAUUCCCAAUCAGGAAACAGUGACAGUAAGGGAGCCACAUGGGAACAUAAAGAAAAGUUAAAAUCCAGGUUCACUAACAUAUUGCUUGAGUUAUUGGGUUUGUAAUACUGCAUGCUGAUGAAAAUCUUAAGUGAAAUGGAUAACGCAAAUGAAAUUGCAACAGGUAGUGUAGUUUUGAUCAAAAUGAGUGUGUAUAUUUUAAACUGAACAAUGAGUUAUUGACAAGUGGGGAAAAUAAGUGUGAAAAUAUUUGUUUUAACCCUUUAAAGUCAUCACCUAGUAAAAAGCAUUUGAUUUUUUUUUUUUGCAAUUUUUAGUUUCUUGGGACUAUAGUAACAAAUGCAUGACAAACCUAAACCAAAUGGUAGAGAUGGCUCAAUCAGGUUCACACAUUAAAUACUGUUAAUAUCUUUGUUUUAUAGUAAUAAACUGCUUUAAC